AAAUGGAUAGUGAUUUGCAUUUUCUUAAGUUAAAUCAUCUUCUAACAUUUUUGUGCAUCCUAAGUUCUUCAUAUAUAUUCUUCAAAUUCAUUAGUUGGUGGCUUUUCUUCUCCAAGAAUUCCAGUAUCGGAGCCAUCAAACUACCCCCGGGCCCACCCAAAUGGCCCAUAUUCGGCAACCUUCUUCAGUUGGGCCAGCUUCCUCAUAGAGAUUUAGCGGCCCUAUGUGAGAAAUAUGGACCCCUCGUCUAUCUCCGAUUGGGUCGGGUCGACGCCAUAACGACCAAUGAUCCCGACAUCAUCCGUGAGAUUCUAAGGCAACAAGACGAUGUAUUUGCCUCACGACCACGAACCUUGGCAGCGGAGCACCUUGCCUACAAUUGUGGAGAUGUUGCACUGGCCCCUCUCGGCCCAAAAUGGAAACGACUACGACGAAUUUGCAUGGAAAAUUUAUUAACUACCAAAAGACUUGAGUCGUUUGCGGGCCACCGAUCAGAUGAGGCCCAACAUCUGGUUAGAAAUGUAUGGGCCUCGGCCCAAUGUGGAAAGGAGGUGAAUUUGAGGGAACUCCUAGGUGCUUUCUCGAUGAACAACGUGACUAGAAUGUUGCUAGGAAAGCAAUACUUUGGGGUUGGAUCGGAUGCCCCACAAGAAGCCACGGAGUUCAUGCACAUAACGCAUGAGCUCUUCAGGCUUCUGGGCCUCAUCUAUUUGGGUGAUUAUUUGCCCAUUUGGAGGUGGGUCGACCCGUUUGGAUGCGAGAAGAAAAUGAGGCAAGUCGAGAAAAAAGUUGACGAAUUUCAUACAAAAAUUAUAGAACAACAUAGGGCAAGUAAGGAAAAUCAAGAUGAUGGCCAAAUGGAUUUUGUUGAUGUCUUGUUGGGUUUGCCCGGUGAAGAUGGAAAAGAGCAUAUGGAUGACAUAGAGAUCAAGGCAGUCAUUCAGGACAUGAUAGCGGCCGCGACCGACACUUCCGCAGUGACAAACGAGUGGGCCAUGAGCGAAGUAAUCAAGCAUCCACAUGUUCUCAAACGGGCCCAACAAGAGCUGGACUCAGUCGUCGGCCCAAAUCGGAUGGUCCAAGAAGCCGACUUGGCCCAUCUAAACUACCUACGCUGCAUAGUCCGAGAAACAUUCCGGAUGCACCCGGCCGGCCCGUUUCUGAUCCCGCACGAGUCGACCCGGCCCACCACGAUAAACGGGUACUACAUUCCGGAUAGGACACGUGUGUUCAUCAACACGCACGGCUUGGGCCGCAACACCGCGAUCUGGGGCGACGUGGACCGGUUCGACCCGGAGAGGCACUGGCCGGCUGACGGGAGCCGAGUCGAGAUCAGCCACGGAGCCGACUUCAAAAUCCUGCCCUUCAGCGCGGGAAAGAGAAAGUGCCCCGGCGCGCCGCUCGGCGUCACGCUCGUGCUCACGGCUCUGGCGCGUCUGCUGCACGCUUUCGAUUGGGCCCCGGCUGCGGGCCUCAGGCCCCAAGAUAUCGAUACGAGUGAAGUGUAUGGGAUGACUAUGCCCAAGGCCCGGCCCAUGAUUGCCGUUGCCCGCCCUAGAUUAGCGGCCCAUUUGUAUCAUUGACUUCUUAUUAUUGCUUAUUGUGUUAAAUUAAC
Salvia hispanica is the source of this 1615-nucleotide messenger RNA. RefSeq names its product cytochrome P450, family 703, subfamily A, polypeptide 2 (gene CYP703A2). NCBI's taxonomy places the organism in Eukaryota, Viridiplantae, Streptophyta, Magnoliopsida, Lamiales, Lamiaceae. The record is from RefSeq and is a predicted model, not a curated record. Gene Ontology annotation, molecular function: monooxygenase activity; heme binding; oxidoreductase activity, acting on paired donors, with incorporation or reduction of molecular oxygen.